GGGGGGGGGGGCGCAAAGGCGGCGAGGCAGGCGAGCCCGCGGGCUGCUGAAGUCCGCCCAGGGAGUCCUCGGUCCUGUGGGCCAGGCCUCCCCGCUCCAGCAGGGCGCCUUCCUCACCAGAUUUAAUCAGCUGUAAAAGGAAACUUCCACAAUCCAGGCAGAUGAUGAUCAAUUGAUAUAUCAACCUGAUUUUUACCAGAUUUUAAGCAGCGGAAAGAAUGUCGGCGCGGGCCGUGGCUGACGUCAGAGGGGAGCAACGCAGAGCGGCGGUGGCGGCGGCGGCGGCCAGCAGGCAGCAGCGGCGGCCCCGGCACGGAGGAGGCAGCGGCGAGAGCGGCCUCGGCCCCGCCACCACCACCACCAUCAUCCCCGCCAGUACAGCCACCGCCACCAGCGCAGCAAUGGCGACCGUCGGGGAGCGCAGGUCCUUACCUAGCCCGGAGGCAAUGCUGGGGCAGCCCUGGAGCCAUUGGGUCGAUGCUGCUAAACUUCACGGGAACGAUGGAGCAGCCUUAGAAGAAAAUUUCAAGGAGUAUGGUAAAAACCGAGAAGCGAUGCGACUUUGUAGGGAAGAUAUGCCAAUAUUUGGUCUUUGCCCAGCUCAUGAUGAUUUCUAUUUGGUGAUGUGUAACCACUGUAAUCAGGUCGUAAAACCACAGGCAUUUCAAUCACAUUAUGAAAGAAGACACAGCUCCUCCAGCAAACCACCUCUGACACCUCCUUCCUCUUCAGUAUUCUCCUUGUAUUCAUCUCUGUCUUCAAAAAAUAAAGGUAGCAGCGGAGGAGGGAGCAAUCGCUCAUCCAGUGGUGGAGGGGCAGGUGCAUCGUCCUCAUCCAGUUCAAAAUUAUUGAAAUCACCCAAAGACAAGCUGCCAAUUGGUGGAAACAAUAGGCCAAUGCAUCUAAUCCAUAGCAAAGGUCUCCAUGACAAAAUCAUGACUCCAUCUGUCAAAAUGGAAAAAAUACAUCCAAAGUUAGAUGGUGCAUUACUGAAGCCUGCUGUUGGUCCAACCUGUUCUACUACUGUGAGCUCCUCAAUAAAGACUGGCCUUAAUCCCUCAAUACCAAAGCCACCCUUGCCUUCCCCUGGACAGAUACUGAAUGGUAAAAGUCUUCUCUCUGUGCCUCCAUAUACAGAAAAGAAACAAGACGAGAGUACAAAUAAUAGGAAAUUUUUACACAAAAGACUGUCAGAGAGAGAAUUUGAUCCUGAUAUCUACUGCGGAGUCAUUGACACAGAAACCAAGAAACCCUGUACCAGGUCGUUAACAUGCAAGACACAUUCCCUAACUCAGCGAAGAGCUGUGCAGGGUCGGAGGAAACGAUUUGAUUUAUUACUAGCUGAGCACAAAAGCAAAACCAGGGAAAAAGAAUUACUCCGCCAUUUGGAUCAUCAUCAGCAGAUGCCCCUUCUCAGGGAACCACAUCCCUCACCUUCAAGGACUUCCCAGGAGCUGCACCAAAAUUCUCAUGGAGUUAUUCCUACAGAAUCAAAGCCUUUAGUACCUAAUAAACCCAAACCUCACACCCCCAGUCUUCCAAGGCCUCCAGGCUGUCCUGGCCAGCACAGUGGGAAUGCCCCUAGUGAAUCUCCAUCACUCCAUGAAUCUCCACAUGCUCCCUUGCCUGCAGCUGAGCCAACAUCUCGGUUAUCCAGUGAUGAGGGAGAAUGUGAUGAAAAAGAAGAGCCUGUUGAAAAACUGGAUUGUCUUUACUCGGAUCAUCAUCCUCAAGCAGCUGCUUUUUGCACAUUUGGUAGUCGACAAAUCGGAAGAGGUUACUACGUGUUUGAUAAGCGGUGGAACCAUAUCCGAUGUGCACUUAAUGUCAUGGUGGACAAACAUCUUAAUUCACAGAUGUGGAAGAAGAUUCCUCCCGCGACAAGCAACUCAGCAUCCAUCCGUGCUCCCCACCGGACAAGUGCCAUGCCCGCGUCACAGUACGGUGUCAGCACGACCAGUUCCACGUUACCCACAACCGCUGUGUCCCCUCCAGUGCUUGUGUCUCCCUCUUGUUUAUCUCUUAGUGGCAAAUCAGUACCAUCCCAUGGGACUACGCUCAAUGCCAACCCUGCUAGUUUUGGUGCCGCAGAACCUGCCUGCAGUAUGCAAUCGAGACAAGGGUCUACAUCCCUUUCAACACCUCCAGUGCUUUCCUCAAUACCUUCACCUCUGUCCAGCAAACCUCAGAAAUUUAAAUCCAGCAAGUCUUUUAAGCCUAAGGAAAUUUCUGCUAGCAGCGCCAACUGUAACAGUAACAGUAGCAGUAGCAACAGCGGUAGCGGCAGCUCAGGAAAGAAGCGUAAGAACAGUUCCGCGCUGCCGGCAGCUUCUUCUCAUUCCACAGAGUCCUUUAGGAAAAACUGUGUCGUGAACUCUGGAAACUCGGGGGCUUCUUUUCACUCUCCUGUGAUGUCUUCAUCCCACAGUGUUGGCCUCAACUGUAUGACUAGUAAAGCGAACUCGCUUAGCCUCAAGCAUGACCAAUCAGGGAGGGGGCCUCCCAUGGGGAGCCCCGCAGAAUCGAUAAAACGAAUGAGUGUGAUGGUGAACAGUGGCGAUUCUACCCUGUCGCUGGGACCGUUCAUUCACCAGUCCAGCGAACUGACUGUAAACUCACACGGCGGGUUUUCACACUCACAUCCUUCCCUCGAUAAACUCAUAGGAAAAAAAAGAAAGGGCGGGCCUGGUUCAAGUAGCCUAAGCAGCAGCAGCAGCAGCAGCAGCAGCAAAGCAAGCAAGAUUGCCAAAUUGCCACCGGUGAACAACAUUCACACAAAACACACCGGUGCAAUCCCAGGGACACAAGGAUUGAUGAACAAUUCUAUUCUUCAUCAGCCAAAGGCACGUCCCUAGCAGUUGACAGUACCAUGACAGAACUGGAUUAUUUUCACUACAAGCAGAAAAAAAAAUAUCUCCAUCUGGAAAUUCUGGACUCCCUGAUGCCUUUUGAGUUCUCCCAGCUUCCCACAGUUCUCAGGUGUGGAAAUCUACUAGUCUGUCACUCAAUCAAGGAGAAUCCCUGAAGCCAUGUCUGUAGCAACAGAGAUUGGAAAUGGACACUGGAUUGCCGUUCAGCCACAGGAUUAUUCCUAUCAGUGUUACCAGUGGUCUGGACUGCUUGCUACACAUCCCUGUGAAGGUUUUAUUUACAGGAGUACAUCAUUUUUGCCACUAAUUCAAACAAGAUUGGUUGGGCAAAGCAGUGUUUGGGAAAGAAUAUUUACUAUGGACUUGUGUUUUCUUUUCUUUACCGAUAGUGUCAUAAGCCUAAUUAACCGCUCUUUUGGCACUGUCCUAGUGAAAACCCUUCCAGAAGGGGGCACAAAUGUGUUAGGCACAAUAAAACAGACAGAAAAGCCCUCCAGAAGGGAAUAUGGCUUUAGUGUUUUAUAGCAAUGUUCCUUGAUUGGAAUACAAAUAAAUAAAAAAAAAAUAGCACAAUUUAGAAAUGAAAGUCUACAUUUUGCCCAGCCUUUUAUAAGUAAUUUGGGAUAAGAAGCUGACAGGAGUUCUUAAAACAAAACACAAGUUUGGGGUCAUCACUCAAAAAUUAAAAAGCAUAUUUAAAUUGUGAAACCACAUGGUACAGAACAAUUUUUAAUGGGAGUUGUCCACCAAGCGUAACUGCCUCAUCUCCUUCAUUCCUUCCAGUGGAGGUUGUAUAGGGCUCCUAUAUGAGAUCCACUGAAAUGAAUGAAGGUUGCGCAAUGGCAUUCUUUGGAGGAGGAUGGUACCUGCUUGAUUCUGAAAUAAAAUUGCUUUGAUUCUAAUACACAGACUGAUGCAAAACUCUUGAAUCCAAAAUGGUGAAUGACCUCUAAAACUUAUUCCCAAAGAAUAUAUUCUUGACCUAUACUGUAUGCCAUACGCCUUUGUUGUUUUGGGGAGAUGUGGGUGGGGAAGGAUGAAAAAUGAAACCAAAAAGAAAAAAAAAUCCUUAAAAAAAAACUAAAUUGCAAUCAUCUGUAACACUAAAUUUUCUGUGCUAUUUUUCUUGAAAGAUUUUUCCAGCAAGUUGAUAACUUUGUUCACACAACCAAAUCACCUUUUUCUGAAGUCCACCUUCAGAUUUUUUCUGAUGACUGCAUUAAGUGCCAGUUCAGGUUCUGAGCUCAGUAUUAAAUUUACCCCUUGCAUUACCAGUUUAUAACGGGGGAGAGGGGAAAUGAGUCAUUCAGUUCCCACUGAUACCUUUUUCUUUUAAGCAAAGGGGGGGGGAAUUGGAAGGGCUUUAACACUACUAUGUGAUCUGGUUGAUUGUAAGAGUAGUGAACCUUGAAAAACAACCUAGAAUUUUACGCAUUUUGUUUGAAAGGGAGAGGAAACGAUCAAUCCAAACCAUAGGACAUAAUCCAUGGGGAAUUUUCCUUCUGCAAUUCUAUAAAAAAUGCACUUCCUGUCCUUUUGUAAUAGGGUGUGUUUUGGAGUAUAGAUUCAGACUGUCAUUUCCUCCCCAGUGUGUGUUUUACUUUUGCAAUCACAUUCAACAAGGCCAGAUUUUUUAGCAUGUUGCAUUUUCACAGCUUUUUGGAGAUGCACCUGCAAAUCUGUUGGACUUGUGGACUCAACACCCAACCUUCCAGGCAGCUCAAUUCCAUCUCAUGCCUGUCACUUGAGAACCACAUAGUCAAAAAAGUUAACACUUACUGAGGGAGGAAACAGAUCAUCUGAAUCUACCUGCAACAGGGCUUGUGAAGAUGUCCUCAAUGAAAUACGCCUGUAGACUGCCUUAAAUGGGCACCAGAUUUUGCUGAGAUUAGACAAUCUGAGCCUAUCUAAUUCACACAGCCCAGCCUCUCUCUCCCUACUACGGUGGUGCAUUGCACAUCAGGGAUUCUAAAGCCACCACGAGCAGUAGAUGCUUGGGGUCUUUUUUGUUGUUGUUGUUAUUGUCCUUGGUUGAUUUUUACCUGUUGAGAUUUUCAAAUCAACAUGAAAUUUGCUAGUGAAUUAUUUAAAAACACAGUGAAGAAACAAGACUCUAUGCAGACAACUCUAAAGCCUUGAAUUCACAAAAAGAUCAUGUUGGGGUGGGGUUUUUUUUUAAGUAAAGGAAUAAUAUUAUGGACACUGAUGAUUAUGCAAAUAUUAAAAGUGACUGCAUUCUGGAGAAAGGGGAAUUUUAAACAACCCUUUGGUAGAUAGAAAAUAUUGUAAAAAUGUGAAGACCUCUUAAUUGGCUUAUUUGGAAAGUGGGAAGGAACAACCAAAGUAAUGUAUCUGCCUGGCAGAGAAAGUAGACAUAGGUUCCAUCCCACAUGUUAGGUAUUUUCAAUCACAAGUGCAAUUUGGUUUUUACCUUUGAAGGCUGACCUUUUCCAUGAGUUAAAUCUUAGUGGCUUUAAGUACUUGGAAAUAUACUUCUUUUAUAAAUAUUCUGUUACUCUGAGCAUAUCAAAGCAAGUCCCAAACUCCUUAAAAAUGCAGAUCUCUGUGGAAAGUUCAACAGUGUUUAAUUUAAAUAGGUUGCACAGCUAUGGACCCAAUUCCCACUGCGAAUGCCUGGGCUGCAAGCUAUGUUGAAAGCACUGGGAACUUCACACAAACACAGCCAUGUUGUUGCACAGAGCUCGCCCAGUGCAUUCGGUAGGGCUUAAAUGCAUAAAAGGCAUUCUAAGGUGGAAUUACGUCUUGCAUAUGGCUCUUAAGGCAUAUAGUUUUAUAAUUUGCUAUGAAUAGAAACGGAAGAUGUUAAUUUAUGCCUGCCCUCAAAGUGUAGACUUGCUUAACUAUUAGGCAAACAAUAUUCCAUUUUUGGGAGCUUAGUAAUGAAUGGAGUAAUUGUUUUUGAAUCUUUUAUUGUCUGACAACAUUCUCAUUGUAAAUAAUUAAGGAACUUUCAAAUUUAAUUUAUCUUGCAAAAUUUGCAGUGACUGGGUUGUUAGAAUGAUUUUAAUUUAAGAGAUACGAUUUUUAUAGACUUUCCUGCUUCUCAUUAUGACUCCUGCAGUUUUCUUAACCUAAAAAAAUAAUAAUAAAAAAUGUUGCAAUGGUGAACAAAGAAAUAUACAAAAAAAAAUAAUGAAACCCAUAAUUUUGUACCUUUAUUUUGGAAUUUCUUGUUCUAUUAUAAAUAUUGAAGUAUCCCUAUUUCAGAAGACAUAUUUUGUUAAUUGAUUGUACAUAUUUAAAUAUGUAUUUUUGCACAGGUUGUUUUUUUUCUUAUAUCCAGUUUUGGUACAAUUGAAAAUCAUCUAGUAUUUAUUAAUUAAAAAAGGAAAAAAAGCAAAUACCCUUUUUUUUAUAAUUUGAAGUGGUUCACUGCCAAGCCAAUAGCUAACAUGCCUACUUUGCAGUUUUUAAGGGAUGCCUCUGUCUGGAGAGGGGGGAGGGGGGCAUUCUGUCUCUUGUCUUGGGAGUUGCUCCGUACAAGUGAAAGUCCUGUGCCCCUCACCCCCAGCUUCUCCGAUUCUUAGCAGCGAGGCGAGGUCACAUCAGGUGGCAUGUUGUUGACCUACUCUGGUAUAUACAGCAUAGCUUAACAAUUGCCUGAUUUCCAGAAGACUACAUUCAGUUGUGACACACUGCUUUUUUUUUUGUUUCAUUUUAGCAUUUGUGUGUAUGUGUAUGUGCACACCUCUGUGCCCGCAUACGUGCACACAGGUGUGAGUCUUUAUAUGGUUUAAAAACUAAUGGAAAAACUGAAAGUGCCUGAUUUAUAUAUCUAGAUUUUAAGCUUGGACUGUUCUUUAGACAGCUUCUCCUUUAAAGACUUGAAUGUUCUGUUAAAAAAAUAAAAUAAAAUAAAGUCGAGCUUGCUUUUCCCA
Pantherophis guttatus is the source of this 6769-nucleotide messenger RNA. It is a transcript of the gene ATXN7, whose product is annotated as ataxin 7. The record is from RefSeq and is a predicted model, not a curated record. NCBI's taxonomy places the organism in Eukaryota, Metazoa, Chordata, Lepidosauria, Squamata, Colubridae.